AAAUAUUACAAAUGUUUUAUUGUCCACACGUUGAUUUAAUAGUUAAACAAGGAUCUCCCUUAGCUAAAAUUGGUUCUUCUUCUUUCAAGAAACAAAUAAUCAAUGGUACUUUACAUUGCAACUCUUGUGAUAUAAAAACUCCAAGAAUAUGGAUUUGUUUAAAUAGUAAUUGUCGUGUGAUAGUUUGUAAGAGAAACUCUCCUACAGGACAUUUGCAUGCUCAUGUUGAAGGAUAUCAUAAGGUUAGAAAAGCAAUAUGGUGUCAAGCUUGUAAUGUAGAAUUGAAUCCCUUUGAAAAGAAUUUCUUAUCAUUGGAAACGCAAAAAUUCUUAAAAACCAUUGUUAGAUGUUUGCAAGUCAAAAAACAUAAAUCACAUCAAAGUUUUAAUAAUCUAGCAAUUGAUGUUCCUGGUCUCGUUGGAUUAAAAAAUUUGGGAAAUACCUGCUAUGCAAGUUAUUGUGAAUCAUAUAUACCAAAAUUUCAUACUAGUACAAGAUUGCAUGGAUAUAAAUUAGCUGAAAGGUUUCACAGGUUUUUUAGAUCAAUGUGGAAUGGUAACAGUGCAUUAUAUUCUCCAAAUGAUUUAAUUGACGAGAUAAAAAAUUACAAUGAAGCUUUUCGAGGUUAUGGACAACAGGACUCUCAAGAAUUUCUUCGUUGUGUACUGGAUAUACUUCAUGAAGAACUUCCUUACCCACAAAAUACUAUAUCAAAUAAUCAAAUAAAUGAAAAUACAAACAACAACAACAACAACCAGAUAGCAAAAUCAUCAAGUUAUGCUAGAAGCAACAAUAGUCAUAAUUAUAAUAGUACCAAUGAUGUAUAUGAGUCAUCAUCUUCUGCUUUGACCACAACAAAUAAUUUUUCUGAUAUUGUUGAUAACCACUCACUUUCUACAAGUGUUAUAAGUAAUAUUUUUCAAGGGUUGCUUGAGAGCAAAAUUAGAUGUUUAAAAUGCAAAAAGGAUUAUUUCAAGGAAGAUCGAUUUUAUGAUUUAUCAAUUCAAAUAAAUAAAAAAUAUAAAUUAAGAAAUAUUGAUGGUAUUAAUUCUAGUACUUUAUCUAUGGGAUUAUUUGUUGGUACAUUAAAAAAAUCUCUUGGAAUUGGUGGUCAUACUGCAAGCCUUCAUGAUUGUCUAGCAGAAUUUUGUGCAACUGAAAAUCUUGCAGGCAAAGAUAAAUAUCGAUGUGAACAGUGUAAAUCAUUGAAUGAUUGUCAGAAAACACUUAGGAUUACUCAAUUACCUGAGAUUCUUUGUAUUCAACUGAAAAGAUUUCACUUUGACCCAUAUUUUUCAUCAAAAAUUGCAACACAAGUCCAAUUUCCAAUGGAAAAUUUGGACAUGAGACCAUAUUGUAAGGAAUCAAUAUCAAAGAAAAAUUGUGAUAGUCCAGGUAUUAGUGAAAAACAAGAAUCAUUAAAAGUUACUAAAUAUGAUUUAUAUGCAUUAAUUCAUCAUCGUGGUGGCUUAUCUGGUGGUCAUUAUAUUGCUUAUGCCAAAAAUCCCAUUGAUGGGAAUUGGUAUGAAUUUGAUGAUAUGUUUGUCACUAAAAAAUCUGCUGAUGAGAUAAUGAAGAUCGAAGCUUAUAUAUUGUUCUAUAGUAAAAAAAAUCCUGAAAAAAAUCAAGAGAGAGUCUUAAUUCAGAAUCUAAUAAGGAAUAAUUCUGAAAUUUCUGAAAAUGGAACACACUGUUGGGUUUCAAGAUUAUGGUUUAAUAGAUGGCAAUUUAUGAUGACAGUAAGUUGA
This is a messenger RNA of Entrophospora candida, 1748 nucleotides long. The record is from the annotation of a GenBank genome assembly. NCBI's taxonomy places the organism in Eukaryota, Fungi, Glomeromycota, Glomeromycetes, Entrophosporales, Entrophosporaceae.